Messenger RNA from Dunckerocampus dactyliophorus (ringed pipefish), 4505 nucleotides. It is a transcript of the gene uspl1, whose product is annotated as ubiquitin specific peptidase like 1. The transcript is spliced from 9 exons. Gene Ontology annotation, biological process: protein desumoylation; Cajal body organization. Lineage: Eukaryota; Metazoa; Chordata; Actinopteri; Syngnathiformes; Syngnathidae. The coding region runs from base 172 to 3225 and encodes 1017 amino acids. Gene Ontology annotation, cellular component: Cajal body. Gene Ontology annotation, molecular function: SUMO binding. The record is from RefSeq and is a predicted model, not a curated record.
UUUGGACGGAAACGUAACGUUUUCUAGACGCACUGCCUUGACGAGUGUGAGUGUAGUCAUUCAUAGGAGGGAAUGCUAAUUUGUAAGCAGUUCUGCGUGCAUGGAUUUGAAAGACAAAGACAACUUUAAAUCAAGACUCACUCUGGUACCUCGGAGGAGAACCAGGUUGUCAUGGUGAUAUUGCUUGAAUGGCAGCGGGCAGACCUCGGGAGAAGCGGCGGGAUUCCAAUGACUGGUGACUCAGAAGACGCUGGUUUGGGGGCUCUGGCCUCUCCACUGGCGGGGUAUUUGGGAAAAGUUCAAGAGAGAGCGGCAUCUCUCGACAGUUGUCCAUGGUGCGCGUCCAAAGGCCUGAGGUCAACUCUGCACUCGUACCGCAUCAACCUGCACGAGUCCAUCACGCUGUGCACCAACCCUCAGUGCCUCUUCCCUCUGGUCAGUCGCCCCCUGGAGGAUGUUUUGGCCAGCUUGGUUCCAGCACAGUCAGCAGCUGAGAGCAGGAGGAAGAAGGCCUCUACCCUGGAAGAAGAAGAGGAGGAGGAGGUCGAAGCCAAGUGUCUGCUCUCUAAUGACCUCCCUGGUUCUGAUCCGCCAAGAGUGACAGACGUCAACAAUGCAAAGAGCGGCACUCCGAAUGUGAUUGCUAACGGCCAUCGUGAGGCGGCCAUGACACAUUACGAACAGGAGAAUCAACCCUGCAUUGAGUUCCCACCUGGAUCGAAGUCGAGCCGGCACGAGGAUGGUGUUCCGAAUCAGACGUCAUUUUGUGACGCUCAUUCAGAGAGUUCUGAUUCUUCUGCAGCCAUGAGUGGACUCCUGAAGGGUCCAUCAGAGGAAGAACCACUCUCUCCUCGUCCUGACAUGAUGCUGGCUAAAGAAAUGAACACGCCAAACAUGGACAUCCACACUUUGCACACUCCACAGAACUCCCUGGCAGCAGAGACGGACCAGGAUGCAAUGUCGGGAGCAGGAGGAGACGCAGUGGACCUGGUGUCCAGCCCCGAGCAUCUCUUCUGGAGGAACAGUCACAACUUGUGCUGGCUGGAUGUCCUGCUGGUGGUUCUGGUGCACUCUCACAGCCUGAGGAGGUGUAAAGCCCAACAGGAGCCUCAGCAAGCGGCCAUCUGGCAGCUGAUGAGCGGCUACGACGACGCCUGCGCUGCCCUCCGUGCUUGCCAGCAGAUAGGAAGUAACGGCAGCACGAGGGUGCCCCGUGACGCACUACAACACGCCAACGACCACCUGCAGAGCCUCAGAACGUCAAUCUUCGCUUUGCUGCAACCUCUGUUGCGCUGCAAACUUGGUGAGGGUCAGAGGGAGAGUCCCGUCUUUGCCAUGCCUCUAUUGCUGGCAAGGGACUCAUGGGCGGAGCGUCUUUUCCAGACCACCUUCUACUGGGAGUUUGAGUGUGCGGAAUGCCACACAGUCACCAGAGAAAAAAUCACAAAAACACUUGCCACUUUCACCAACAUCCUGCCUGACUGGCACCCGCUCCACGCCACUCACUUGGCGCCGUGCAACGUGUGCCGUGCCAAGAAUCAGAGGAGGAGCAUGACACUGGAGAGUGUGGCUCCAGUGUUGGCGCUGCACUUUGUCGAGGGGCUCCCCCACAGUGACGUUGCCAUGCUGGCCUUCACCUUCAAGGGGCGCAGGCACGCGGUCACGGCGGUGGUCCAGUACGACCAGCGCGCCAAGCACUUUGUCUCAUGGACGUGCAGGAGUGAUGGAUCCUGGCUGGAGUUCGACGACUUGAAACAUCCGCACAGCGUGGUCCAUCCAGAACUCCCUGUUCCCGCUCAGGAGAUUCACAUUGUCUUCUGGGAGGCAGAGGAAGACUCCGGGCCUCGUGUGUGUUCUCCUUCCAGCACGUUGUCACAGCCCCCCCCAACCAGGAGCAUGCUGGACUGCAGUGCGAAUGGAGAGGCGUCGGAUCAGUUGGACUUUGUGUCCGCACUCGCUGAUGACAGCAUCACCGCCAUGGACACUACAAUUGCGGCCGCGGGUAUGGACACCUUUGAGGGGCUGUCCAGUGAUGACAUCAUCACUCUCACACUGAUGGAGAUCAAAGAGGAGUCAGAGACGGAUCCUCCAGUUAUGGACUUGAGUGACUUUCCCGACGCCAUGCCAGAUAGCUCCUCCCUCUUACCGGUUGCAGCGCCUGAAAGCGUGGCUCGGGAGAGCCCCCCCAGCCCCAGCUCGGCCGAGUCCAAUGACGACUUGACUAAAGAUCCAAACUUUGAGCCGGCUUGCAAGACAGCUCCGAGAAGAAGCAAAAGAAUCAUCAAACAACAAGCUAAGAAGUCAUCCAGAACGAAAGCACCGCCUCCUGCUUCUCUGCCUUCGCAGGAAGCGGACACCACCCGUCAAGAGGACGCUCAAAGUGAACAGACGACCUCACCUGUCUCCUCCACUGACACCACACUGCCACCUUUGCGCCAGGAAGCUCACUGGUCCUACCUGCUCAGCAAAUAUCAUGUCGGUCAAACUAACAAGCUCCGCCCCACUAGAGCCCCUAAUACUGUCAGCCAAGUCAAGCCUGCCCCUCCCAAUCCUUCCUCUCCCAUCCCAAUAAAGAAACCUCAGGUUCCUGCACCAGUCUUUCAGAAACCUCAGCUGCGCAUGGAGGACAGGGGUGGCCUCCCGCUGAAGGCUGCCGAGAGGUUUGGAGCGUUUGGUGUGCAGAGCCAAGCUCCAACAGUCUCACCUGCGCUUCCUUGCAGCUCGUCAGUGGCUGCGCUGGCGAUGAAGACCCUCCCUGAUGUUUCACUCUUGAAGAAACACGGCAGCCCCUCAAAGCUUCUCGCAGGCCUCAGCGACACGGAGGCGCUGCGCUACAAGCUCCUCAAGAAGCUGAAGGCCAAGAAGAAAAAGCUGGCCAAGAUCAACCAGCUGCUUGGUCAACAGGGCGGCGCCCAGCUCCAUCCCGACAGCACCCACCUAGGCUCACCUGUCACAGUCACCUCCAGCACGUACGACAGCUCCAACUGCAACAGCAUCCUCUCCGACCUCCUCUCGCCCGCCCCCACGCCCAGUGACCUGUCUCCCGACAGCUCGGGCUUCCUCGACAUGCUCACCAGCCGCCAAGAUGGUGCCGGCACGGCCUCCUCGCAGAUCCUCGAAGUGGCGCCGAAUGCGGAGAACUUCCUGGAAGAGUUUAUGACGACGUCUGGGGCUGAGCAAGCCAUGGAGACGGAGGCGCUUAGCGCACUGGAGCUUUUCUUUUAAAGCGGAACCUAGCAACAGCAUCCUCCUUGCGCAUUGGACGUUUUUUGUUUGCAGGUUGAGCAUCAUCUGUGUUUGAUAGUAGCUGUAUUUAUUUUGAACUUGGUGCAAAUGUAAGUUUGGGACACUUAUAGCCACACAAUGAGUCCAAAUUGUCAAUGACUUCUCUGAGACUGUUUUUGUGUGUGUGCAUGCGCUACGGACAUGUACAUGAGCGACAGCCAUGAACGUCAGUGAUUUUAUUCGGGCCGAACAAAAAUUUCCGGAUUUUAUGCAGUUUAAUUUGUAAUUGUGAAGAAUAUAGCAAUGUUUUUUGUACAACAUUUUAAACCACAUCGGUAACACAUGCUAGCUAGUGGUAGUAUAUACUGUAUAUUUUUGGUUUCAAAAAAUGUCAUUUGGAGUGAGUUGCACACAGUCCCUUUAAGUUUUUGUUGCCUCCUUAUUUAUUUGGACCAAGUUCUAAGUGAAGUACUUCUCGAGACUAAAUGCAAAUGAAUUAAAGAAGGGUUGUAUUUUAAUUGGAAGUAGUUGUAUAUGAGAUAAAAAGGAAAUGUUAUACCGGAAGUGGAUUUUUGUUCAAAGUUAAUUAAAUGAAUUUGAUUUUUGCAGAUUUUUUGACUUCUACAGAAACACAAAAACCUGUGUGAAUCUUCAUUGCAUGCAGUUAUACAGUAUUGGUUGUGUUACAGUAGCUUGCGUUAGCGCAGCAGUCAGCAGGGGCACAAUAGGCAGGCAUAAUAGUAUAUAAUGCAAACGCCAAGUGCAAUUCCAUAAAGUGUGCACAUAAAAAUAGAAACGGUGAUUUCCUCUGUCACUUUGUGCAAACAGCUUCACGAGACCGGUUAAAAACUCCCAAAAAGCAACCAAAGCCUCAUUUAGAGCUACACAAUUCUUGAUUAAGAAAAAAGGCCUUUUCAGGCGGGGUGGUUGUCAAAGAAGCAAUGAUGCUAAUUGCUAAAACUAGUUGAGGAUGAGAAAUAUGGGACCGAUGUAAUUGCCACGCUCUCCGGUGUUCAACUGGGGGCAACUGCAAUGGUAACAAGAGUGUUAAAUGUCUUUGUAAAAUGUUAACAUUCAAUCAUGUUAAAAAUCGAAUCAGAUUUAUUACAAAUCUGAGAGUUCAUUUUUGUAUUUUACAUGAUUUAUUAUUUGUACAAACAUGGUGCAAAGUAAUUCAUGAUGUGAAAAAAUGUUAGUGGCUAGUGAAAAUGGGACAUUGUGAUUUCCGAGGACUGUUGUAGAAGUGAGCAUUUGAAAACAUUCAGUUUGAAAAACGCUUG